AUAGUAUGUAAAAUAUUCGUAAGUAGCCUAUUUAUGCCCAGAGUCCGGACUGUGUUCAUGAAGUGCGGCAUUGUCUGUCCUCACAGCAGUAGUUUUAGAAUUUGCCACCGGUACUGAGGUUAAGGGUUCGCGAUCUCUUUCAGUGUCUGCAGUGUAUCAGAGGCUUGUCAGUUUUGAAUAAAAGAAAACAAAACUAGUUUCCAAUGAAGAAGGCAGUGUUGUUUAGUUUGUGGGGUGGUGUUGUUACCCCUCAUCUUGCCCAAACUUUUCAGAAGUUUGAGGAAACCACUGGUAUUUCAAGGGGUUUCAUAAAGAAUGUGAUUGCAAAUCUUGGCAGUGAGAAUGCUUUAUAUCGCUCCGAGAAAGGGAAAAUCACCCUAACUGAGAUGAUUUCUGAGUUUGAAGCCGAGUGUCAGAAGGUAGCGGCCGAUCAGGGUCUGUCUUUACCUGCCCUAUUCUCAGCUCAGAAACUUUUCAGUGUUUUUGGUCAGGUAGAAUUCAACAAGUCAGUUCUUGAUGCUGUUGCCAUCCUUCGGCGUCACGACAUUGCUACGUGCGUCCUGGCCAAUGUCUGGGUGGAUGACACCCCUCAGAGAGAUGGCAUCGCUCAGAUUCUCUCUGUUUUGGAAAGUCGCUUUGACCUGGUUUUGCGAUCCUGCCAUGCUGGUGUCAGAAUCCCCGAGCCAGACAUCUUCAAAAAUGCCCUUGAGAAACUUGCUGUUAAACCUCAAGAAGCAGUCUGGCUAGAUGUGGAUGAAGAAAGUGUCAAGGCAGCUGAAGUUUUGGGAAUAACGGCUCUUCAAGUCAAGGACAUCACUGAGGCUCUUAAGGAAAUCCAGAAACUUACAGGAAUAGAGGUCACCAGUGACCUCCAGCCACCCUUUUGUGAUCCUGAAAAUGUCUCUCAUGGAUAUGUGAAUAUUAAGCCUGGUGUGAAGAUCCACUAUGUGGACAUGGGAGAUGGACCACCUGUUCUCAUGUGCCAUGGUUUCCCUGAGAGUUGGUUUUCCUGGAGGUAUCAGAUUCCGGCUUUGGCCGAUGCUGGUUUCAGGGUUCUGGCUCUGGAUAUGAAGGGUUACGGUGACUCCACUGCACCACCAGACAUUGAGGAGUACUCUCAGGAACAGAUCAUGCUGGAUUUGGUGACAUUUUUGGAUAAGAUGGGCAUCCCUCAGGUCACUCUGGUGGGCCACGACUGGGGCGGUUCUCUGGUGUGGAACAUGGCUCAGUAUCAUCCUGAGAGAGUGAGAGCCGUGGCGUCUCUUAACACACCCCUUUUUCCUGUGGAUCCAAAAACAAAUCCAAUGGAGAAACUCAAGGCAGUGCCGAUCUUUGAUUACCAGAUAUAUUUUCAGAAGCCUGGUGUUGCAGAGGCUGAAUUGGAGAAAAACCUUGAGCGAACCUUCAAACUUAUGUUCUAUGCAAGUACUGAGAUAGAUGCAUUUCCAAAGUUAAGCACUGCUGGAGUCUGCCAGAGAGGUGGAUUGUUUGUGGGGUCGCCCGAUGAUCCGCCCCGCAGUGCUAUUCUGAGCGAGUCUGCUCUCCAGUACUACGUUCAGCAGUACACCAAGAGCGGCUUCAGGGGUCCUCUGAACUGGUACCGUAACGGGGAGAAGAACUGGCAUUGGAUGAGUUCCAGGCCAAGGGCCAAGAUCAUGAUGCCAGCAUUAAUGGUGACUGCAGGAAAGGACCCUGUUCUUCUGCCAGUCUUUGCCACAGGCAUGGAGAAGCUGGUCCCCAACCUCGCCAGAGGCCACAUUGAGGAGUGUGGACACUGGACUCAGAUGGAGAGGCCUGCAGAGCUCAAUAAAAUCCUCAUCUCCUGGCUGAAGGAAACACACCAGAAAGCCUCUAUCCCUGUUCAUCCCAAGUUAUGAGACGAUGGUCUUGAUUUAACUAUGCGCGGGUGAAUGAACCCGCUCAGCUGAAGUGGCGCAAAUGUCCAGGCUUGCUGAUUGCAUAAUAAUUGCCCAUUGUCAUUUCAGUGAAUUUCAGUAGUCCUCUGCUUUACAUAUGAAGUCUUUUGUAAUACGCUGCACUAAUGAAGAUUUAAGGCUGUUUAUUAAGGCUAACAGGCUGUGCAAAUAUUUUCACUUGCGCAUAUUUGGUGCUUUGUACAAAUAUCACACUUUUGUAUGAACAGCAUCUGUCACUAUUUGCACCGAGACUAAACAAGAUGCUAUUUAUAUUUGGUGCAAACAGUAUCUGCCACCUUUUUUUUUUUUUUUUGCACUUAGUAUAAAUAACCUCUGCCUUUUUUUAAUGUAAUUUUGAUGAAAAUCACAUUUUAUUAUGAAUUGUUUUUAUUUACAGCUUUGCAAGAGAAAACCAAUAAAUAAUCCUUUGCUUUGUUAAAAAAAAAAAAAAAAAAGAAUCAAUAAUGCUUUCUACAAAAAUCAUCAAUAGUAUUAGGCUUGCUACAAACAUAUUGAUAUUGGUGACUGAUAUCGACCAGGCCAAUUACUGUAAUUGGCCAUUUUUUGAUUAGCAACAUCAGCAAUGUAAUUUAAUAAUUGAAUCGAACAGAACUGUGCUGGUUGGCUGUUUAACAGAAGUGGUCAUUUCUGCGUAGUGUCAGUUCUAGAAACUAAUGUCAGUGAUAUAUCACACUUUUUUUCUUUUUUUUUAUGUGUGUGUACGUUGCGUGAAAUAGUGGCUGCAGGUAUGACGUCAGAACCCAGAAGACUAAUUCGCCACUGGUUCUAUGGGGUUUUACAAUGGGCUUUUUCAAUUUAUGAGUAAAAUAAAGCCUGUGGUAAACCUAACUUGACUAUACUUUAAUAUUUUGUUCUACAACGUAAAUUACAUGCACCCAUAGUGAAAAUGUGAAUUUUGAAGCAGUUAUGUUCAUUUUUGAAAAUGUAUGUUUUUAAUAAGUAACUAGAUAAGACUGCUUGUGGUGUGAGUGUGUGCAGUGUACGCUGUAGAACAAGCAGACUAAGACUCUUAGUCAAUAAUAGUCUGAUUUCCACCUUUCAGUUAUGAAUAAACCUGAACUCUUAAAGCG
Megalobrama amblycephala (Wuchang bream) is the source of this 3007-nucleotide messenger RNA. RefSeq names its product epoxide hydrolase 2, cytoplasmic (gene ephx2). The record is from RefSeq and is a predicted model, not a curated record. Gene Ontology annotation, molecular function: lipid phosphatase activity; magnesium ion binding. NCBI's taxonomy places the organism in Eukaryota, Metazoa, Chordata, Actinopteri, Cypriniformes, Xenocyprididae. Gene Ontology annotation, biological process: cholesterol homeostasis; phospholipid dephosphorylation. Gene Ontology annotation, cellular component: peroxisome.